CUCGUGGUUCUGCUGUUUACAACAGGAGUUGGACGAAUCGUCCACAAAAGCAGGACCAGAGUUUGCACAAUACAUGGAGUCGUACUCAAAGAUUGAUUUUACUUGAAACUUUUGGAGCAUUAUGAAAGUAACCCGUUGGUAUAGGUUUGGCGAGGCGUGACGAUGAGUCAAGUGGCAUGGUUAACUCACGCCACUUGACAAGUGAACUCUUGGUUGCCUUAAGAAAUUCCGGUAUCAUUCUCCGGACUUUCGUAACUGCCUGUACCUCGGGCUCCAGUUAAAAGAGCUGAACUCCCGGCCCAUUCAGAGCAAGCGGGACUGUCGAGUAGAGAGAGACAGGUUAUAUAGAUAGAUAUAGAGUGAUAGAGGCAGAGAGGGCGAGAGAAGGGAAGAGCGAGUGAGAGAGAUACAGACACACACACACACACACACACACACACACACACACACACACACUCACACACUCUCAGAUACACACACACCUCUAUCCGAUUAGUGAGAGUGGCCGGAGAUGUGAGAGCUGAUCGAACUGUGGCUGGAAAGGUGACUGAGAGCUCGACACAGUUGGCCGGAGAGGUGACCGGACAGCGCUCGGAGUGGCCGGAGAGGUGACCGGACAGCGCUCGGAGUGGCCGGAGAGGUGACCGGACAGCGCUCGGAGUGGCCGGAGAGGUGACCAGACACUGGCCAGGUCUUUGCUGGAGCCGGUGCACGAUGCCCGGUGGAGAGAGGUCCGAGCAUUUCGUUUGGAUUCCGGGAGCAAGGAUGGCUGAUUCAUGGACUGAAGCGAGGAUGUCAUCGGCCCAGGCUUCCGGAGCCUGGCACAGGUCAAACUCCGCCUGGGACAGGAGCAGGGCAUCAGCCACAGUCGACCUGGACGAGAUCACGGCUGCCUUGGUCCUCAGCAGCCUCUCCUGCAGUCCACGGGUUAACCUUUCGUACCCCGCACCAGAACCAGUGGUGGGAGACUCCAGGAAGAGAUUGGGAAGUGGGAACAGCAGCGACUGUGGGACUGGUGACUCCUCUUCCCCGUCACCCCCUCCGCUCAGCAAGCCCAUCACCACCGCCCCCCGACGGGACGGGGUUAAUCUGCGUGACCCGCGACCUCCGUCGCCCGAGGAGUCGGAGCCUCGCAAGUGUAGAGGACGGACUGCUGGCCGGACACAGAGUGGGAACUCGGUGAAGCCAUCGUAUCGCUGUAUGUGGCCUUGCUGUGACAAAAGUCUCUCAUCGACUGUGGGAAUACGGAGACACAUACGGACCAUCCACCUCUGCCAUGGUGACUCUGAGCACAGCAAUGGGGAGGAAGACUUCUACUACACUGAGAUUCAGGCAGGAGCGGAACGGUGCUCAGAGAGUCCAGGAGUUCCUCGCUGUGCAUCGUCAUUCCCUGGUCCACGGUUCACCGAGGCAGUCGGACCGCAGCAACUCAGUGCACCAGAUGUCGCAGCCCCCACCACACCCACUUUGAGCCGGUCUGCGCCCAGCUGCCUGAGGCAGGUCUGUGUGGACCACACAUUCCAGGUUUCUCCGGAGUCCAGCUGCAGCUUCACACUUGUAAAUUUGUCUAGUCCGCCACAGGUGGCUCUGCUCAAACCACGCAUCGUAUUUGCGUCCACGCCAGCAAUACUCCAUGGAGGAAAGAAGGUGCGCGGUGAAGCAAAGAAAUGCCGAAAAGUCUACGGUGUGGAGAACCGUAGCCAGUGGUGCACGGCCUGCAGGUGGAAGAAGGCUUGCCAGCGCUUCCAUGACUGAACGCUGUUGACUGACCACCUCCCCAGGAUCGCUGUCUUCUCCCCUGUGGGCCAGCUUGGUGGGUUGCUGAUGCCGGGUCGAGGGGUGGUGGCAACCUCUGGUUCUCCAGGGCUGGACGUCUGCAAUAGGCGGGAGAUCAGUAGGGCCAUGUGCUUGGGCCUGUCCCUCCUGUUCCCCUGUCCCAGAGAUCUAGUGUUCCAAAUCCUAUGCAAGCAGGCUGCUUAUGGUGUGGGUGUGUGUCUGUAUGUGUGUACAGUUUGUGUAUAUGUACCAUGUGUGAGUGAGUGUGUACCGUGAGUGCACGUGUGUGCGCGCGUGACUCCCUUUGCUCAUGGUGUAGCACUGUUUCGGAGUACGUGUGUGUGUGUGUAUGUGUGUGCACGGCUCACUGUCUCUGCUGUGACACACUCCCUCCCUCUGAAGCUUUGCCACUGCCCGAUCCUUCAGCCACACCCGCACUAGCAGUGCAGCCAGCGGUGUACUUGUUCAGUUCCUGUAGGUGGGCCAGGGGACGGAAGGGAGGUCCACACCACCGUCUGGUCUGGAACUGUGCUAACCGGUUGGUCAUUCAUACGUGAUCGUUGGUGUACUUGGUUCCGAACUGGGCUUUGUUUUGUCUUGUACAAUGGGGUGCUCUGCAGACUGAUCUUGGCACUGCUGAGCCAGGGUCAGUAAAGUGCACAGGCAAACAGCUGGGCUGUGUGCAAGCAUUCCUCUCUUCAGUCUUUGCUCAACUGUCCUGUCAUUAGAUCCUGACAAUCUUAUUUUGUAUAUUUAACAAUCUUUGUGAUUUAAAAUAAAAAAUUAAGAUGGUGA
This is a messenger RNA of Hypanus sabinus (Atlantic stingray), 2571 nucleotides long. Its product is annotated as zinc finger protein 395-like. Gene Ontology annotation, biological process: regulation of transcription by RNA polymerase II. The transcript is spliced from 8 exons. Gene Ontology annotation, cellular component: nucleus. Lineage: Eukaryota; Metazoa; Chordata; Chondrichthyes; Myliobatiformes; Dasyatidae. The record is from RefSeq and is a predicted model, not a curated record. Gene Ontology annotation, molecular function: DNA-binding transcription factor activity; RNA polymerase II cis-regulatory region sequence-specific DNA binding. Bases 715 to 1755 code for a protein of 346 amino acids.